Molecule: messenger RNA, 1977 nt
Organism: Marchantia polymorpha subsp. ruderalis
Lineage: Eukaryota; Viridiplantae; Streptophyta; Marchantiopsida; Marchantiales; Marchantiaceae
Source: the annotation of a GenBank genome assembly
GACAGGGAGGGUGGUGGCAAGCGAGGGAGCGAGCGAGCGAGGAGACGGAGGGAGGGGGCAGGAGGAGAGUGUGCAGGAAAGGGAGCUGCGUAUGAAAGAGAAUGGUAGUUAUAGAUUUUUGUUGUUGCUCUCUGUGUUUUCGGGGCGCCGAUUUGAUCGGCAGGCAGCCGGGUGGGUGUCGUGGCCAGUUGCUGACUGACUGCAUCACGCCGGGGAGUGGGAUUGUUGCUGUUGCGGAGUAGGAGGCCGAAUGAAGCAGGAAAAAGCGGGAGCAGCAGGACAGGGACCAGUGCGGCAGCAACAUUGGGUUGGGAGCGAAUUCUUCCUAGAGUUGGUUGUGUGGUGAGCACACUAGAAAAUUUCCGGUCACAGCAGAUUACGGAGGAGCGGCAAGAAUCAGGAUUGUGACUAGGCUGCUGUUGUUGCUAUUCGCCGGGUCGUCUUCUUUUGUCGUGCGCGCGGAAGCAGACGGGGCGUGGUGCUGCUGCAAUUCGCAUUCGGCAGGGUUUAGUUUAUUGGUCUCGACGAACAGGAUAGAAAUUGCGUAAUUGAAUCCAGGUUCAGCAGUAAGCCAAGCAGGCGGCAAUCAUGAACGAUCUUUUAGGGGAGUCCGGUCGCCACUCGACUUCAGCUCAAGACGUUACCGGGAACGGUAGAGAGAAAAAUGGCAAGGAUAAUAAUGAUCUUGAGGCAGGACCAUCUGGAACGCCGGAUGGUGGAGCAGACAUGCUUCAGUUUUUCAACGAGGUCGGUGUCAUUAAGACUGACAUGGCACAGAUUCGAAAAAACUUGGCCAAGCUUCAGGAUGCUCACGAGGAGACUAAAACAGUCACAAACGCCAAGGCUAUGAAAGCCUUGAAAGAGCGAAUGGAGAAGGACAUUGAUGAAGUGAGCAAAGUCGCACAACACAUUAAAGGGAAAAUUGAAGCUCUUGAUAAAUCGAAUAUAGCAAACCGGAAGAAACCAAACUGCGGUGAGGGCUCAAGUACAGAUCGCACUCGGAUGUCGAUGACUGCGACCUUGAAAAAGAAGCUGAAAGAGCUGAUGACUGAAUUUCAGGCAUUGAGGCAGAAGUUCACUGACGAAUACCGCGAAGUGGUAGAAAGACGUGUUUUUACAGUAACUGGACAGAAGGCUGAUGAAGGGACCAUUGACCAGCUGAUAGAAACUGGGGAUAGUGAACAAAUUUUUCAGAAGGCCAUUCAAGAACAAGGGCGAGGCCAGAUUUUGGACACAAUUGCUGAAAUUCAAGAGCGACAUGAUGCCGUGAAGGAUAUCGAGAAGAAACUUCUGGAACUACACCAGAUAUUUUUGGAUAUGGCCGUACUAGUUGAGGCACAGGGAGAGCUGCUCGACAAUAUCGAAACUCAGGUAUCAAAAGCCGUGACAUAUGUCCAAGAGGGUACAGUUGCGUUGCAGACAGCCAAGAAGCUGCAAAGAGGCACCCGGAAGUGCAUGUGUAUUGCAAUUAUAUUGUUACUUAUCAUCAUCAUCAUCAUAGUCGUUGCGGUCGUUCAGCCUUGGAAAACAAACAAAGCAUGAUAAAGCUCUGGGAGUUUGUAUCCUGUGUUUGAAAUUGCUAUCGGCCCAUCUUGUAUCUCAUUCGGUUGGGUGUACAGAAUUCUCGUGUUGGAAAUUUUCGAGUUUACUAACCUGCAGAAAAUGCUAUGUUAUUUUCUUUAUCUUCCUCAUGAGGUUGGUUUUGACAGGUUGGGCUUUUAGGUUGGAUGGUAUUUGAAUGUAGAUCUUCCGGGAGGCAUUCAUUGUAAAGGAAAUUGCCCAUGUAAAGCAUAAGGAAUAGCGCAUGGGCAGUCGAUUCUUUAAUAAAGUGUAUCAAAUUAUUCUUUCCACCAUAUCAAACGAUAUAUGGUGUAAACUCAGGUGUUGGAUAAAUUAACCGCCCAGGUCUGCAAUGUAGAACUUUACUGUAAGACGAGGACAUUUGGCGCUGAUUUUUUCACACAGCUAUUCUGUUUC